UCAUUUCUGUUUUCGACUUUCUUUUGAUUCUCGUCAAUUACGAAUUUUAUGAUUUAAGCAAUACUUCAUCCAAAAUUAUUAUUAUUAUUGAUCAUAAUAGUACUAAUAAUAAUCUUCGAAAAUUAUAUCCACAAAAAUAUUCGCAUAUAUUAAACAGAUUAUGGGGAGUGGUACAUCAGCACUAACACCAAAAGUGAUUUAUUUUUCAAUUAAUGGAAAUAUUGAAAGGGUAAUUUGUGAAAAUAAAACAAUAAAAAGAGCACUAAUCUCAAUCUAUAGUUGAUGAUCUCAUUGUCAUGUUCGCAUUGUGAAAUUCACGAUUUAUUAUGCCUUCUGUCAAAUGUUCCAAAAUCGUCUCAUGUGAUGAUAACUGAUGUGAAUGGAUUAAAUGUGCCUUGUUCAGGUUCAAUGCCAACCAAUACAUAUAAUACACCCUAUACUGUGACAGUUGUGCACAAUUCAGAACCGAGUGAAAUUAGCCUCAUUGCUCGUAUGUUUGAAUCGCUGACAGUACAGUUAAAUGAUACUCUGAAAAUUACUGAUCUGAAAAAUGAAUUUGCAGAUCGAAUGCAGCUGUUAGAAAAACGAAUGGUUGUUGAAUCCGAUCGUCUAAACGAUUUAGAACGCGUUAGAAAAGAACUACAAGAAUUGAGAAAUCUGUUUUAUGAAAGAAAAUCGACUUUUUCAGGCAGUAGCGCUGAACGUAACUAUCCAGGGAAUCUUCGAAUGAGCAGUAAUGGUGUCAAAAUUGUAGAAAUGCAAAAUUUACCGGUUUUUGAAAAGUAUACACUCACCGAAUCAACUAUUGACUUUUUAAAGAAGCCAACAUUUGAUAUUUGGCACUGGGAACCAAAUGAGAUGCUGGCAUUACUUGAGCACAUGUAUAGUGAAUUGGGAUUAGUUGCCGAAUUCAAUAUUAAUCCGCUUACUUUGAAACGUUGGUUGUUGUGUAUACAGGCGAAUUAUCGAAAUAAUCCGUUUCAUAAUUUUCGACAUUGUUUUUGUGUUGCCCAAAUGAUGUAUGGUAUAUUAUAUCUGUGUGGAUUGAAUAAUGAUUUUUCACGUGAAGAACUUGGCAUCCUAUUGACAGCAGCUGUAUGUCAUGAUUUAGAUCAUCCUGGAUAUAGUAAUUCUUAUCAGAUCAAUGCAAGAACUGAAUUGGCUAUCCGAUAUAAUGAUAUAUCACCGCUUGAAAAUCAUCAUUGUGCUGUAGCCUUCAGUAUAUUGAAUCAUCCAGAAUUGAAUAUUUUUGCAAAUGUUAGUCAAGAUGUUUUCCGCAGAAUCAGACAGGGAAUGACAAGCCUAAUUCUAGCUACUGAUAUGGCUAGACAUGGUGAAAUAUUGGAAACAAUGAGAAGACAUUUAGAAGAAGGUUUUUCAAUGAAUAAAAAAGAACAUCGUGAAACCUUUAAAAUGGUGCUUAUAAAAUGUUGUGAUAUUUCAAAUGAAGUCAGACCAAUGAAUGUUAGUGAACCAUGGGUUGACUGUUUACUUGAAGAAUACUUCAACCAGUCUGAUCGUGAAAAAUUGGAAGGUUUACCAGUGGCUCCAUUUAUGGAUCGUGAAAAAGUUACCAAACCAUCAGCUCAAAUUGGUUUCAUUAAAUUUGUAUUAAUCCCAAUGUUUCAGACUGUAGCAAGUGUUUAUCCAAUCAUUGAUGAACUUAUGGUGACUCAGUUAAAUUCAGCAUUAGAACGAUAUGAAAAAAUGCAGGCUGAAGAUGAGGCCAAGAAACGAAGCGCUAAUUUAAAUGAAGCUGACUGAACAUGAACAGGGUUACAAAGGCAAAUGGGGAAAACAAGAGUAAGGAAAGAAAUCAGAAUUUAAAAACAAUCCCAAAAAAAUAAAAACAAAAGACAAAAUCUAUCGAGCUAUUUAUUAUACAUAUGGUACAUUAUACCUUCCAUUGUUCAUUGUUCAAUGGAUAAAAAUCUUUUUAAAAAUAGUGAUUUUGUUGUAUGUUGAUGUAAGUUAUGAGUUAUCGGGUUCACUUUUCAUUAUCUGUUUCCAUUCAUUAUUUGUCAACUUGAAUUGUGACAAUAUAGAAUAACCAAAUUUUUUCUGAAAAUAUUGAAAGGAGAUGUUGAUAUAUAUAAAAA
Molecule: messenger RNA, 2099 nt
Organism: Trichobilharzia regenti
Lineage: Eukaryota; Metazoa; Platyhelminthes; Trematoda; Strigeidida; Schistosomatidae
Source: the annotation of a GenBank genome assembly